Molecule: messenger RNA, 4141 nt
Organism: Homarus americanus (American lobster)
Lineage: Eukaryota; Metazoa; Arthropoda; Malacostraca; Decapoda; Nephropidae
Product: casein kinase I
Exons: 7
Coding region: 142-1131 (329 amino acids)
Biological process (GO): peptidyl-serine phosphorylation; negative regulation of canonical Wnt signaling pathway; signal transduction
Cellular component (GO): nucleus; cytoplasm
Molecular function (GO): ATP binding; protein serine/threonine kinase activity
Source: RefSeq, a predicted model, not a curated record
UAGGUUUGCUUGCCUGCGAGCAAACGAUCAGUUCAUCUUGGACGUGAAAGGAGUUGGUCUUCCCAAUGAGAAACUACGGAGUUAUUUAGCCUUCUAGCCUUGCAUUUGGAAUAUUCCUUAUCCUGAAGAUACAUAGACACCAUGUCGUCUGGAAUUAUAGGCUGCAGAGAGUUCGUGGUGGGAGGAAAGUACCGCUUGGUACGGAAAAUAGGGAGUGGAAGUUUCGGUGAUAUUUACCUGGGGAUCAACAUCACCAAUGGAGAGGAGGUGGCCAUUAAGCUGGAGGCCAUGAAGGCACGGCAUCCCCAGCUUCUGUAUGAGAGCAAAGUCUACAAGAUCCUGCAAGGAGGUGUUGGCAUCCCACACAUCAGAUGGUUUGGUCAAGAGCAGCAAUACAACAUUUUGGUGAUGGAUCUACUCGGGCCAUCCUUAGAAGACCUUUUCAAUUUCUGCAGUCGUCGCUUCACCAUGAAGACAGUCCUCAUGUUAGCAGACCAGAUGAUCGGACGUAUAGAAUUCAUACACAACAAGAAUUUCAUUCACAGAGAUAUUAAGCCAGACAACUUCCUCAUGGGCAUUGGUCGUCACUGCAACAAAUUGUUCCUGAUUGACUUUGGACUGGCCAAGAAAUACCGAGACAAUCGUUCCCGUGCUCACAUACCUUACCGGGAGGACAAGAACCUUACAGGCACUGCUCGAUACGCUUCUAUCAAUGCUCACUUGGGUAUUGAGCAGAGCCGAAGAGAUGACAUGGAAAGCUUGGGGUAUGUGCUGAUGUAUUUCAACCGUGGAUCCCUGCCUUGGCAAGGUCUUAAAGCUGCCACCAAGAAGCAGAAAUAUGAAAAAAUCAGUGAGAAGAAAAUGUCUACCCCAGUUGAAUCUCUCUGCAAGGGUUUCCCAGCGGAGUUUGCAAUGUACCUCAACUACUGCCGAGGUUUGCGGUUUGAUGAAGCGCCAGAUUAUAUGUACUUGCGUCAACUCUUCCGCAUCCUGUUCCGCACACUCCAUCACCAAUAUGACUACACUUUUGACUGGACCAUGCUUAAGCAGAAGGCUGCAUCCACUGCAGCAGCAGUUUCUGGAACCACUCCCCAACCUGCAGCGACCCAAGGUACACAGAAACAACUCUGAGGUCUUGGAUGAAGGUGAUGGAAGAAGGAGGCCACUAGAAGUAUGAUAAUAAAGCUACUGGAUAAAUUUGUUGGUAGAAAGAAGCCCAAGGUGAUCCCCUUUCUUUACGUUGCAAGAGAACAAAGAAAUGGAGGACGUUCGCUUUAUUCAAUGGCCCAAAGCAGUGAUGGUGUGACGAGUGUGUUAAGUUGGUGAGCAGCAAGUUAAUGCCAUCUCAUCUCUGUUGCCCUGAUCAUCGCUGCUGAUGUCGCUUAUUGGCCACAAAUGCUGCUCAUGAUGGCCUUAGCUAUGGGCAUCAUAAUUUUCCUCUGACCUGUUUGAGAAUGAUUUAUUUGAUGAAUUUAUGUAAUUCUAUAUGAUGUCCGAUGAAUGUAGUAGAAUGAAUCCUCAUAGGUGAAGGGAAGAUAUGCUUUUAUAAUCUUCCUUGUGCUAAUCUUGCAGGCUAUGGAAAAGCCUGUGGAUGUAUUGGUUGUUUCAGAUUUUUAUUAAAAUAAAGGCAUAGGAAGCAAGCUGAAAAAUAAACUUUGAACUUGAAAGGGUCUACCUAGCUCCGUAGUUUUUCUCCACACGACCAGAAGUUCAUGUCGAAUUCAUUUCAUUUACAUUUAGCCAUAUCAUACCCAUAACUAAGAAAUAAAUUUCUCUUCGUGGCUACUGAGUUGAUAUUUCGAUGGAGUAAUUAAACUUGGCCCAACAAAAAAAAAAAUGAAUAAAGUAAAACUAAAAAAAAAAAUACAAUUUCUACUACAUAGGCAAGGGUUUACUUUAGUACAGUAGAGCUUAUUUUCAUUUUAUGUUUUUAAGAAGGGAGCUUCUUUGUGUGUAGAGAGUGAACCUCAUCAAGGGUGAAUGCUAGGAUUAGACAAUGGAGAAACAAGCACGCACUGAGCGGGAUAAAUUUCGGCGUGAUAGCUCGUAACCCGCUAAUAUUAUCUGACGUAUGUUUUGUAUCGGCUGCUGUAUCUUUGCAGUUAUUUACACUUAGGUUUUUAAUUAUGCAGAGGAAUUGAUAUGAUUUUGAUGUCAUUGCAAUUGUAUAUUAGUUCAGAUAUGUAAUGCAGAGAUUUCUGUAAUACUGUAUCAUAUAAGUCCUUUUUUUUUCCAAAGAGGAUUGUUGUUCCUUCAUUUUGUAUUUUCCUAAUUAUUGAGUUCUCCAUUUUGUUUGUGUAGCACUCAGUGUCUGAGCUGAACAUAACCCAUGUAACUUCUUGUAUAACAUUUGCUUAUAUUGUUAAGCUGAGUGUAACUGAGUGUACUUGUUGAUACUGUGUCUGGCAAGUGUGUUUAUGGUUACUUCUCAAGUCGUUUCUCAUCAGUGUAACGUAAUGAAAAAAUAACUGAUUAAUAUCAGGUAAAUAGGAUGUAUUACUCUCACUUUGUAACACAAAACUGCAAGUAAGCCAAUAUAGAAUGGAAGGACAUUACUAUUUCUUAUUUUCACUGUCUCUUUUUGCUCUUAUCCCUUCCCCUUUGUACAACUAGACUGUUUUUGAUCUAUGAAGCACAUCCAGUAUAUCCCUUUUUCUAAAACGUGCGUUUGCCAAGUGAUUUGACGUAAUGUAUCCCAUGACAUAAUUGUUAUCCUUGUCUGAUGGCCAUGUGAGUAGAGAAGAAAUCCAGAUUUGUCAAAAGACAGAUUAAGUUUACUUUGACUGGAGUUCUUUUUUAUCUUCCCACAAGGCCUUCAUGAAGGAGCUAAUGGUGGGUUAAAAACAAUGGAAACUUGAAAUGCUUUAAGGCUUGUUUACAAAGUAUGUCCUCAUAGACAGUGGACCUUAAAGCAAAUGUUGGUUAGAAUUGUUUUUGAUUAGCCUUUGUGGAUUGCACUGUGGCAAGGACGAUCAUGAACCAAUUUUAAAUAUUGUACAUCUUCUAGUUCUUUAAUGUAAAGUGUCUAAAUUGGCUUGACUGCCUUGCCUCAGUGAUGAGAACGGAGCAGAAAGUGGGAAUUCCCAGGAUCAUUGUUCUGCUGUCAGCUUGGAUGACUUCUAAGUUAUCCUCAUCGUGUCCAGUGGAAAAUUUUGGGGUCACUGACAGGUCCAAGAAUGAGACCAAAAGAGUCUGAAGGUUAGCUUCAAGAAAUUUCUUGGUCUCAUUUUUUUAUACAUUUUGUUCAAGUGUCCCUGGAAGUGUGUUAAGAUGAAAGCCCCUAAAGUGGAACUUUCUGAAAACAGCUGUCUUGGGAAAAGUUUGGGACAAAGUGACAUCUAUUGUUCAUUUAGUGACAUCUGUUACUGUCUUACUGGAUACGUUUUUAUCACAGUUAUCAAAAUGAAAAUCAUUCAAUUAACUUCGUCUGUAACUGCUUAUUAGACCUUAUGGAUAUUGUGAUAUCACAUGUGCACAUAGUAUCAAAUAUGAGACAUGUACUAUUAGCAGAAGUGAUGAGGUGAAUGUACACAAGUUUUGUGGUUAUAUAACCACCUGCAGACUUAAAUACAUAAUGAUUAUAAUUUAUAACUAAUGUUUUACUAACUAGGCUUUCUGAUGGAGAAUAUAUUUAUCAGGGGAGUGAAUAGGUUGGACAGUUAUUUCUAAGAAACUACAAUGAUUUAAGAAAUCAAAUGCUUAAGAAACUGCCUAUGUCACAGUGAAUGACUAUGUUGGUCAUGAAUUUCUAUUAGUGAUGCUUCUGUUUGUUAGUCGUGUGUAAGAGUUUGUAAUUUGUAUGUCCAGUUAGACUGUCAGAUGUAUGUAUGUUUAUGUGUGUGUGGUUGUGUGCGAAAUGUUCUUAAUACAUCUCAGUUUUAUGUUAUGCUCAAAAUGAGUCCCUAAUGAUAUAUCCUUGCACAAGUGAUACCAAAAUGCCCUUCGGUCUUAUAAAGUGACCGACCAUUUAUAGACACAGAGCCCCACCACCAAGCAUCAUGUGGGGUAGUCCUCAUUAUAUAAAGAUGAAAGGUGUUCAGAAUUUUUUUUUAACUGUGAUUCAUUAUUCAUUCUUAUUUUCAGUCACGUGAAGCUGUAGAGCAUUGCAUAGAAGUGUAGUCUAAUAAAAACUGAAAAUUAA